AUGGACACGCUGCACGCAAAGGCCGAGUGGGAGCGUGUCGGCGAGCGCUGGUUCCGCAAGACGCAGCAGUACACGUCCGUCUUUGACGAGAGCCUGGACCUGGACACGUACAUUGUCGCCGGCGCCCCCUACGCAGGCGCACUUGCCCUCUGGCCGGACGAGAACAAGCUCCAGGCCCACCAGCCGGGCCAGCCGUCCAAGCCCUCGAUAGACAUUUACAGCCUCGCCGGCCAGAAGCUCCGCGGCAUCGCGUGGGACAAGGGCCCGAUCAAGGGGCUGGGCUGGUCCGAUGCCGAGACGCUGCUCGUCGUCGCCGCCGACGGUCAUGUGCGCUGCUACGACCUGCAGGGCGACUUUAGCCACUUUUCCCUCGGCCACGGCGCCGACAACUAUGGCGUGGAAUCCUGCCGGUUUGUCCUUCUCUCCUGGAUCAUGUGCAUAGUCGUGCGUGUUGUCGCUGACCGUGAAAACAGCUUCUACAACAGCGGUAUGGUGGCCCUGCUCGGCAACAACACCCUCGUCACCGUGGCUUCCUACACGGAGCCGCGCCCGAAGCUGCUCGCCACGCCGCCCGGCGGUGAUAUUAGCGCAUGGGCCAUUGUACCGCCGGCGUACACCCUGUCGCGCUCCGUCGAGGUCCUGCUGAGCAUUGAGAGCACCGUGUACAUUCUCGACGCCGCCGACUGCGAGGACCGCCUGCCCGAGUUUGGUUCGCUGAGCCACAUCAGCGUGUCGCCCGACGGCCGCUUCGUCACGCUGUAUGCCCGCGACGGCAAGGCACACGUUACGUCGAGCGACCUACAGGAUCUCGAGUUUGUGCACGAGUCCGAGUCCAAGACGCCGCCGCAAUAUGUGGAGUGGUGUGGCUCGGAUGCCAUCAUUGCCUGGGAGGACGAGGUCCAUAUUAUAGGACCAGAAGACCAGUCAGCUUCAUAUAUAUACGACACCACACGGGUGCAUGUCAUCUCUGAGCCUGAUGGCGCCCGUCUAAUAACGAAUGACUUUUGUGAGUUUCUUGAAAGAGUACCGGAUGUCACGAUCCAGGCUUUUGGCGCAGCGACAGAGUCGUCGCCGGCAUCGAUAUUACUGGACGCAGUUGGCCAGCUAGAGAUGGAGUCACCAAAGGCAGACGACUAUAUCCAGCUCAUCAGACCAAACUUGACAGAGGCAGUCGAUACCUGCGUCAAUGCCGCUGGGCGUGAGCUUGAUACCAACUGGCAGAAACGUCUCCUCAAAGCAGCGUCGUUUGGCAAGUCGGUCCUCGAUAUAUACAACAGCGAUGACUUUGUGGACAUGUGUACAACGUUGCGAGUGCUAAACGCAGUCCGCUUCUAUACAAUCGGCCUCCCCAUUUCAUUUGAACAGUACCAGCAUCUCACGCCGGAGCGUCUCAUCAACCGGCUUUUGACGCGACACGAGUACCAGCUCGCGCUAAAGAUUGCGUCCUACUUAAAGCUGUCUUCAGAUAGGAUCUAUACUCACUGGGCAUCCUCCAAGGUCCGCAUUGGCACUGAAGACGAUGAUAGUGUGUGCAGGCUCGUGGUGGAGCGACUCUCAGGCAAACCUGGCAUCUCCUUUGAGGAGAUUGCUCGUGCCGCACAUCACGAAGGGCGUAGCAGACUGGCGACGGAACUGCUGAACCACGAACCCCGCGGUGGCAAGCAGGUGCCCCUUCUGCUCGACAUGGAGGAGGAUGAACUGGCGCUGGACAAGGCCGUGGACAGUGGAGACACAGACCUGAUUCUAUUUGUCUUGCAACACUUGAAAAAGAAAACGGCACCCUCGCAAUUCUUCCGCAUCAUCAACUCACGGCCUGUGGCGACGGCGCUCGUCGAGUCAUGGGCGCUGCAAAAGCGCGACAACGCUAUGCUGAAAGACUUGUACUAUCAGGAUGACCGUCGCGUCGAUGGCGCCAACGUGUUUAUCCAAGAGUCACUUCACCAGUCCGAUGUACGAACGACGGUAGACAAGCUCUCUCUUGCGGGGAAACUACUGUCUGACGCCAAGGAGGCUGCUGUGGAGGCGCAUGCCAUUAAAGAAGCGUCGGCGCUGUUGCGGAUGCAGGAAGCCCUAGAUCGUGAUUUAACAGAAAAGUUUUACGGCUUGAGCGUCAAUGAGACCAUGGCCAAGCUCAUCCAACUGGGCUACAACGGGCGAGCUAAGAAGAUACAGAGCGAGUUCCGCGUCCCCGACAAGGUGGCGUGGUGGAUCCGGUUGAAGGCGCUCAUUGCGAAGCGCGAGUGGAACGAGAUUGAGGAUAUCGCCAAGGCCAAGAAGAGCCCCAUCGGAUGGAAGCCCUUUUACAAGCUCACGCUCCAGGCGGGCAACCCGCGACUGGCGUCGCAGUUUGUGUCCAAGUGCACGGGCCUGGAAACGGGCGAGACGAUUGAAAUGUACGAGGCGUGCGGCAUGCGCGUCAAGGCGGCCGAGGAGGCGGUGCGGCUCAAGGACGCGGCAUCGUGGCAGCGACUGCUGGAGCUGGCGGGCCGGGGCACGCAAGAGGGGCGCGAGAUUGAGCGCCUGGGAAGCACAGUGUUUAAGUAG
Messenger RNA from Cordyceps militaris CM01, 2544 nucleotides. Its product is annotated as vacuolar protein sorting vps16. The coding region runs from base 1 to 2544 and encodes 847 amino acids. Gene Ontology annotation, cellular component: cytoplasm; endosome; HOPS complex. The record is from RefSeq and is a predicted model, not a curated record. Gene Ontology annotation, molecular function: actin binding. Gene Ontology annotation, biological process: intracellular protein transport; endosomal transport; vacuole fusion, non-autophagic. The transcript has 4 exons. Lineage: Eukaryota; Fungi; Ascomycota; Sordariomycetes; Hypocreales; Cordycipitaceae.